Peromyscus californicus insignis is the source of this 882-nucleotide messenger RNA. RefSeq names its product fission, mitochondrial 1 (gene Fis1). Lineage: Eukaryota; Metazoa; Chordata; Mammalia; Rodentia; Cricetidae. The transcript has 5 exons. The record is from RefSeq and is a predicted model, not a curated record. Gene Ontology annotation, cellular component: peroxisomal membrane; mitochondrial outer membrane. Bases 224 to 661 code for a protein of 145 amino acids. Gene Ontology annotation, biological process: mitochondrial fission; autophagy of mitochondrion; peroxisome fission. Gene Ontology annotation, molecular function: protein binding.
UCAGGUGGCUGUCAUUUCCCCGAGAAGACGAACCGGGCACAGUGGCUGUGGCAUGGAGGGUUGCAGGGCCGCGUGGUGCGGGACGGACCCCAGAGUGCCUGCGGAGAACAGCCCCGGGCCGAGCCCUGGCGCGGCGCAGGAUGGAGGACUCCGGGUGAUAGAUCGCUCCGGAUAAAACGGCGGGAGGCUGUCCUGGGAUCACCCUCGGGUGCAGGGUCCGUGGAUGCCCGCAGAUGAGACCGCGUGGAAUUUUGAAAGGAAAUUUCAGUCCGAGCAGGCAGCUGGCUCUGUUUCCAAAAGCACACAGUUUGAGUAUGCCUGGUGCCUGGUGCGAAGCAAGUACAAUGACGACAUCCGUAAAGGCAUCUUGCUCCUGGAGGAGCUGUUGCCCAAAGGGAGCAAAGAGGAACAGCGGGAUUAUGUCUUCUACCUGGCAGUGGGCAACUACCGUCUCAAGGAAUAUGAAAAGGCUCUAAAGUAUGUGCGCGGACUGCUGCAGACUGAGCCCCAGAACAACCAGGCCAAGGAGCUGGAGCGCCUCAUUGACAAGGCCAUGAAGAAAGAUGGACUAGUCGGCAUGGCCAUUGUUGGUGGCAUGGCCCUGGGUGUGGCGGGACUGGCUGGACUCAUUGGACUAGCUGUCUCCAAGUCCAAAUCCUGAAGACAGCCUCACCCGCUCUCUGCCCUGGCGCACUUGGGAGCCUGGGGACACUGGAAGAGGGUCCUGUCCAUCCUCACCGUGGCCUUCCCUUGUCUUCCCCAACCCUCUUCCACCUCCACAGUCUCCUCCGUGACCUUCAACCUCCCAUCCCCGACACCUGUUGUUAGCCCUAAGUCAUGCUUUGCGAUGAGUGUAAAUAAAAUUGGGCUGUGGCUUGGGAA